This is a messenger RNA of Microtus ochrogaster (prairie vole), 1748 nucleotides long. It is a transcript of the gene C8H16orf89, whose product is annotated as chromosome 8 C16orf89 homolog. The record is from RefSeq and is a predicted model, not a curated record. Gene Ontology annotation, cellular component: membrane; cytosol. Lineage: Eukaryota; Metazoa; Chordata; Mammalia; Rodentia; Cricetidae.
GGCUGCAACCCUGCACUGGCUCUUGUCUCCAAGUCUUCCUGGAGAAGAGAGGUGGAGGAAGAGGCGGGAACACGGUCUUUAAAGGAUCUGGGAGGGUUCCUGGCAUUUCAGUGUGUGACUAUCCACCAACAGAAGCCAUUCAUGGCCAGGUUGAGGCUGUUUCUACUUCUGCUGCUGGCCCUGCCACCACAGCCCUCCUCCUUACUGCCAUGGCCAGACACUGCACAGGGCACCAUGGCAGGCCUGAUCCUGACUGCGCUAGAGAAAGCCACCUUGUUCCUGGAGGACAGGCUGCCUAAUAUCAACCUGGACGGUGCUGUGGGAUUCCAAGUGUUGGAAGUGCAACUCCAAGGAGUCCAGAAAAAAUGGGCUUCCGACCCCCUGCUGCAGCCUCUCAGCCUGCGUGCUGGACAGUUGGCCAACACACUGUCUGUUCUGCUCCAAAAAUCCAUCUUCUACCUCAGGAAGAGUGACCCCACAUACCUAAGAGAGUUCCAACCAAGCCUUCAGCCUGGAUUUUGGAAGCUGCCCCACGCCUGGACCCGCACCAAUGCCUCCCUGGUCUACCCCCGGCUGGAGCCUGUGGAUUCGUUCUCAGAGGAAAGCAGCGAUGCAUGUCUGGUGCAGCUGCUAGGAACAGGGACAGACAGCAGCCAGCCUUGCAGGCUCUCCAAUUUCUGCAGAACCCUUAUGACUAAGACCGGCUGCUCAGACUACAGCCUGUCCCACCAGCUGCUCUUCUUCCUCUGGGCCAGAAUGCAAGGGUGCACAGAGGGGCUGUUCCACCAGAGCCAGCACUACAUUGACAUCUUCUGUGCGAACAUGAUGGAACUGAACCGGAGAGCUGAGGCCGUCGGAUAUACCUACCGCACCCGAGACCUCUUCAUGGAAAACAUCAUGUUCUGCGGUAUGGCCGGCUUCUCUGACUUCUACAAGCUGCGCUGGCUGGAGGCUAUUCUCAGCUGGCAGAAGCCCCAGCUGGGAUGCUUCGGGAAGCCUGAUGCAAAGGGGGAGCUUCCGGAAGACACACCACAUCGGCAGGGCGUUCUGAGAAGAGUACGGAGACGGGAAAAAAUGUUCACAGACGGCUGCUCUUGCCACAACACAGCCACCGCGGUCGCAGCCCUGGGUGGCUUUCUCUACAUCCUGGCAGAAUUCCACCCAGACAAUGGAGAGCCACAUCCACCCGCACAGUCACCAGAGAGCAGCUAUCAAGAUGGCACUCCCAAUGCCUGAGGGCCAGAGGACUGGCAUGUCUUCUUAGAUCCUGGGGUCAGGGGUCACAUGCCAAGGGGGCAUCUGGGGAAAGUGAGCAGCUAUAAUCCCAUUGCCACAUGUGGGUAUUUAGAAGUCUUGAGAGCGGGUCAGGAAAGACAGGACUGGAGAACGGGGUGGACCCGAGGUCAGCAGAAUACACACAGCACAACUACAGCCGAGUCUUCUGUCUUUUUGUAUACAUAUCGGAUCGUUCAUUUGCUUGUUUGUUGAGAUGGGAUCUCCCUGUGCAUUCCUGGCUGGACUGCAACUCAGAGCCCUGCCUGCUUCUGCCUCCCAGGAGCUGAGAUCAAAGGUGCCCAUCCAGCUGUGUAUCAGAUCUUGAUGUGUACUUCAGACUGGGCACACGAUCCUCCUGCCUCCACUUCCAGAGUGCUAGGAUCACAGGUGUGUGCUGCCACACCCUGUUGGGAGUGGAGUCUGGGUUCUCAGUCCUAAGGACGGUCUCGGAUGACUGCGGGGUCUCUGUUUCA